AUGAAGUUUGAAAAGUUUAAUUUACCAGAAUGGAGUGAUAUCGAAAGAUAUUUUAAAGACCCUGAAUUACUUACAGCAGAGAUAUUAUUUGUAGCUUUAACCUUAUGUAACGUUUUUGUUAUGUAUCGUUUAUUUUUAGAUGUAAUUCCAUAUCCAAUAUUUGUAACAUGGUGGCAAUUAGCUCAAGGAUUAUUGGUUGCUUAUGUAUGUGGUGAAUUGGGUCGUGAAUUUCCCAAAUUUGCUUAUUUUCCAAAAGUUGAGAUUAAUGAAAAUAUGUUAAAGGUAUUAUUUGUGCCUUCAAUAUUUUAUUGUUUGAUGCUUGUAUUAUCAAAUUAUUUAUUAUAUAAAACACCAUGUAUAGCAUCAUAUCCAGUGUUAGUUAGUUUUACAGUUGUUUUUCAUCACUUAACUCGUUUUAUUGGUUGUGGAGAAGAAUAUAUGCCAUUGAGAUGGAAAUCAAUUGUAUUUUUAUUGGCUGCUUUUAUAAUUGGUUGUUUCGAUUCUAAAACAACAGGAAAAGGUGUUAUAGUAUGGGCAUUAUUAUAUGCUUUGUUUUCAGCUAUAUUUAGAGCAGGUUUUAUGCAAAAAAUUAUGCAUUUAGUAGAUGGUAAAGGAAAUACUUUACAUAAUAAUCAACAUCUUUUAGGUGUACUUAUAUUACCAGUACUUAUAUUGUUAUCAGGAGAAUUAAGUGUAUUUUUACACAUGCCAUAUGAUAUUACAUCAUUACAUACUUGGCAAAUGUGGGGCUGUUUAAUAACUGUUGGUACCUUACCAUUCAUAAAAAAUGUUAUAUCAAAUAGAUUAGUAAGAAGAACAGGACAAGGACCAUGGAGAUUUCUUGAAAUUAUAUCUAUAAUCCUUGUAUUUUUUAUUGGUAUGACAUAUAAUGCACCUUCAUUCAAAGGUUAUUUAGCUAUAUUAUGUGUAAUUAUUGGAAGAUCCUUAGGUGCUUUUGAUGUUUUAUUAAAUGCAUCAGAUUAUAUGCAUGCAGAAGAUGAAAGAAAAAGAAAAAAUCCAAGAUCCAGUUAUGCCAAAAGUAGACAAGGAACACAAGCAUCAAAACCAUUCUUGUCAUCAGCUGAUAAUGAAGAAGAUGAAGAAAGCUCAUUCAGUUCUAAUGAUAGCAAAAGUUAUCAAGGAUCACAAGAUUAUGAUGAUAAAGAAAGUGUAAACAGUAGCUCACAACAAUAUAGUGUGCAUAAAGGAACCAGUCGAAUGGAUAGUUCAUCAAAUCAAACUAGCCACGGAGUUAUGUCAGCUGAUGAAGAUAGAGCAGCAACAUUCAAAUCAAAAUCAAAAUUAUCUAGAAAUUAUUCAUCAAAGCAACAUGAAAUGCUUGAUUCACAAGCAUAA
This is a messenger RNA of Plasmodium adleri (nom. inval.), 1356 nucleotides long. Its product is annotated as glideosome-associated protein 40, putative. The transcript has a single exon. Lineage: Eukaryota; Apicomplexa; Aconoidasida; Haemosporida; Plasmodiidae. Bases 1 to 1356 code for a protein of 451 amino acids. The record is from RefSeq and is a predicted model, not a curated record.